Mitosporidium daphniae is the source of this 369-nucleotide messenger RNA. RefSeq lists its product as uncharacterized. The coding region runs from base 1 to 369 and encodes 122 amino acids. The transcript is spliced from 2 exons. The record is from RefSeq and is a predicted model, not a curated record. Lineage: Eukaryota; Fungi; Microsporidia.
AUGUUUCCAAACUUAAAUUGGAUUGGAAAACAGCCCAAAGAAUCUAGGAUCGAAAUUGCGCCAUCCCCGCAUGCUGUUAUUGGCAUUGAAAUAAAGAAUUCGCUUUUCAAUCCCCUGCGCAACAAUCGGAUUCAAGGUUUCCUCGACAAACUUUUCAAUUGUGCCUCCGGAUUUCGGGAUUUGAAGGCUGUGGAUGUGGCGAGAAGAAGCCCGCCAAUCCGUAUGCAGCCUGGAAAGAAGCAUAUUUGUGGUAAAUUUGUCUUUCCCGCUGACAAGAACGAAAAGAAUUGGCGAAUUCUCAAUCAUUUUGCUAGAAAACUUGUCCAGGGCCUUUUUUAUGAGCGCCUUGCCGCCAUCCUUGUACCUUGA